This is a messenger RNA of Sclerotinia trifoliorum, 4966 nucleotides long. Lineage: Eukaryota; Fungi; Ascomycota; Leotiomycetes; Helotiales; Sclerotiniaceae. The record is from the annotation of a GenBank genome assembly.
CAGAAGAAAGUACAAUUUCUGGAUUACCACCAAAUUUUGGGUUCAUUAAAUUAGUUUUCAUCCCAUCUCGCCCAUGCGGCCUGGGUGAAGAUGGGUUCCUCUGCUUGCUGCACAAGUCGUCAACCACCUUCCCCCGACGCCGUAUCACCUCGUCCUAUUCGAUCACCGUCAAUUACGCCAGCCAAUACUCUGAGGAAGUCUCCACGUAAGACAUUAAAUCUGAGGACCGCGGAGGCACAAACACAAGUCCCUACAUGGAGCUCGGCUACAAAAACAGAAGAUGAACCGGAAAUAAGGGCCAUUUUUGAAGGACAAUGUUUUCCUGAGAAGGAUAUAGAGGAAGAAAUAAAGGCGGUUGGCGAAGAGGAUAGCGACGAAGAUGACGAAGACGAAAGGCAGCAGGAGGUUAAGCCGAUGCUCAGUUCAAACACACUCAAAUCUGUUAAAAGUCGUCUAAAGAAGACAUUUUCCCGCGAAUCUGGAAUUACAAAGAAUGAUAAAAGAAGAAGUAUAGGGACAAGUGAGGAAGAGGUGGGAAGAAGAAAAGAACUAAGAAGGUUAAGACAGAAGAGAAUUGAGGAGGAAUUGAGUUAUGAAGAUGGAUAUGAUGAAGACGCUCAAUCUAUGAGUACAGUUGAUUGUCCUACUAAUCGGGCUGUUGAUAAGGGCAAGAAGAGACAGUCUAUUUUGCCAGAGGAUAGUGGGAACUUUCCGGUUUUCAGGAAGUAAGUACCGUCUCUUCAGGCUUUCAAAGAGCUAUGAUUCUAAUUGACUAUGAUAGACAAAGUUCUUCCUUCGGGUCGGAAGGAAUUGGCAAUGGCAGCAAGAUCUCUCUAUCUACAGGCAAUGUUGACAACGCGAGUAACGUGUCACUAUCUGUUUCCAAGCUCGACAAUACCAGCAAGGUAUCGCUUUUAACUCCAGCCGAUCGUGGAAAAUCUCGGACUCAUGUAGGUACUAAUGAGCCAAAUAUUAAUCUACUCAAACCGAACACUACUCCACCACGAAGAUACAGCUCACCUGGCCCUUGCCCUACACCUAGUGAAAUCGAUUUUCUUCAGCCUGGGAAAUAUCGGCCUAGAAAAACAGACAGCGAAGUUUGUCCUGGACCUUCGGCGCCACUAUCAGAUGCUCAGAGGUUGUCAGGUUUUGGUAUACCUGAUACAAAUCUGGCUUCGAACUGGCGUUUAUCAUAUACGUCCCAUAAAAGCAACCGCGGAGCACAUCUUCGACGGCUAAGUCAACAGUUUGAGGCCCCAAUUCAAUCGACCGCAGAUAUUGCUAAUGUUGGUACUCAAACAUUGCCACGUUGGCUCAAAACUCAUGGGCUGCGAUCAUCUUCUCAGGCUGUUACCAUGUCAGAAGGUAGUACUGUUCAUCAAGAGCCAUCAGUUAUGCGGCCUCCGCGCUCAGAUACUGGAUUUGGAGGCGUUGACGGUAGCGGCAGUUUUACGAAUAUUCAUCUGCAGGAUAUGGAUAUCUCUAAACGUCUUCUGCAAAGCUCCUGCUCAUCCCCACAACUUGCAAGCUGGGAAAAACAUCACCAUGAAGCUUCGGGCAUUAGCACCGCUACACAAAGCCGUGCCAGAUAUAUGCGAAAUCCAUCGGAGACAAUAUCAAUCCCUUCCUGUCCAUCAUUUGCUUUGAGUGAGCUCGCCCCUCCCAACUGGGGGAAAAUACCAAAUGAUGGGACAUCUUCAUUCUAUCCUUCCGUGGCAAAUAGCAUUCAACCUUCACCAGAAUGUUCUCGAUUCGAAUUAUCUUCUUUGGUAUCGGCGAAUAGAAGUAUUGUUGCAAUAGUAGAGCCCCAAGGUAUGGAAUUCGCAUCAUGUUCUACAAGAAAUUUCACUAAUAUUUGUAGCAAUUGAUGAGGUCAUCACACCUCUUCGUUCGCCAAUAAUGCCAGCAGCAAUGGGCGCCGAUACCCCAACCACAAUCAAUGUGUCCCUUACUAGUCUUCAUGCCCCUUUGACCAGAUACUCCGCACGACAGAUUGAUGAGAGCUCCCUCUUUGCUUCCGAAACUACUAGUUUCCGAGAACGAGAACUAGAAUUGAGCUAUAUUCAAGCACGUUUUGCUUCAUCAGACUUACGUCGACCUCCAAGUACUCCAAUUUCAAGCAAAUUCCGUGAAGAAUUUGAUAUCUCCCUUACCCCCCAACCUAAAUCUCCCUUUCAAAAACUUGUCAGGGCUUGCUCAUUGAAAAAAAGUCGUGAUGACUUGGAAGACGGUCUAUUACUAGCUCCUCCACCACAUAGAUUAGGAUUUGGGUACCGAUUUGCCUCAACUCCUACAACUCCAGCGAGAAAGAGCUCUACACGCGCCUCUACGUCCACGAAGGACGUAAUAGAGAGACGGCAGACUCCUACCAUUGAUGAUUCCAUUGAUACUCCUGUAAAAGGCAGAUUUGCCGCAUUUCGCAGGAUCAAGCGUCUUGCGAGUAUUGGCGGAUACGACGGUCCGGCGGAUGAUCGUCGAAGAAGUAGAGCUGAUUCCGGCAGUCGAAAACCAUCAGCGUUAGAUGCUAGGUUAGGUCUGGGUUCGGAGAUGACCGCCAUUGAGGCACAGCGGAAAAUCUCUAUACCUGCCAUACCACACAUUUCAUUGCCAGUCCCUGAGUCGCCAAGUGUCAACAAAUCGAAUGCUCGCACACCUGGCCCUCUGGCUCGCAUUGCCACUUCGAUGCAUGUUAAUUCCCCAGAAAUUCAUUUACCGGGACCUAUGGCUCGCAUUGCCACUUCGAUGCAUAUUGAUUUACCUACGCCUCAUAUACCUGAUGCCGCCGCAUCACUCCUUCAUACUCCUCAUAUCGAUCUACCGACCCCUCAUAUGCCCCAUAUUCCCCAUAUCAAUGUGGGUCAUCAUGAUCAAGAUUCCGGCCCAAAAGGCAAGAAAGGUCCCAAGGCAGCACCUGCAAUUGUUCCAAUUGCUGCACCAAAGCCAAGGGGUCAAAAACCUGGCGAUAAUCCUCAAGGAGGAGCACCGCAAUGGAGAGGCCCUCGAGCUAAAAAUCGAUCCCCAAGUAGAGAGGAUAACAGGAGGAGAAUGGAUACUAGUCAAGAUGAUUCCGCUGCUGUCUGGAUGAAAGCAGUCAAAGGCGCUGUGAAUGAUAGAUCGAAAGCGCGUAAGGAUAAUCAAGAUGGAGAUGACAUUUUUGGCGAUUGGGAGGCAGAAUUGGCUGGAGUAGCAUCAAAAUCUAAAUAUGAAAGUCGAAAGUUUGGCUCUAGGGGCAAACCAAAGAUCCAUCAUAUUGAACAGUUUCCUAAAGCUUGGUGUAGAUUCCCAAGUCAUGAGAGGAAUGCUAGGGGUCAUGAAAGUGCAGGCGUGGAAGCACUAGUUGAAGCGAAGGACUUUGCUGCACUGAAAGUAGGAAAGGAGGUUGCGGGAACAGCAGAAAAUUCUUAUGGUACAAGGAGGAGAAGAAGGCCAGGUAGGAAUACUGGCAAUAGUAGCGACCCCAGUUCUAGUAACGCCUUAUCCGACGAGGAAUUGGAUGCAAUUGAAGCUGCAGAACCAUGGAUCAAGCGUUGGAGUCAGAAGAUCAAAAUUGCUUGGAUGGAUUAUAGGAUUGAAGGGGAACAAAAGAAACAUGCGUUUCACACUGGAAGCUUGGGGAGAAGAGGUUCAAUGACUAUGGACGGAAAAGUGCCAUUCCCAGAACUGGAAUUAUUGCCAAUGAGAGCACCGCCUCCACCAAGUGAAGUGGUAGACGAUGAAGCGGAUGAUUUGGAGGAAGAGAAAAAAAGAGUUGAGGCCAUCAAGAAGGCGCAGAUUAAACCGCAUUAUGAGGCGGCGGAUUUGACACAAAGUAAAGCGGGUGUCAGUGAUUUGUUGGAUAUUUUUAGUACGGGGCCUGAGGAACCGGCUGAACCAAAGAUGCCGGUUAAGAAAAAGGGCCCGAAGGCGAGGAAGGUUAAGGAUCCUUAUGCUUUGGAUGAAGACGAGGAUUUGGGUGGUGGCGGUGGUGAUGCUGAGGGUAAAGGUGGUGAAGGCGAGGAUGGAAUGCCUAAGAAGAAAGAGAAGAAGGCAAAAGAUCCAUAUGCGCUCGAUGAUGAUGACGACGAGGAUAUGCCACCUGUUCCCAAGAAAAAGGGAAAAGCGAAGGAUCCUUACGCUAUUGACGAUGAUAUGGAUGGCUCAUCUGAUUUUGGUUCUGGGGAUGAGCUGGGCAGAAUUGAUCAAAUCGUCAUGAAAGAGGUUCUAAGUGACGACGAUACGAUUGAUCAUACGCGAUUUGAGGACUCGAUGAUUAGUUUUCGUGAUCCAGAGUUCUAUCAGGAUUGUUUGGUCAUGCCAAAAGAACCAAGUCCCGUACAUGUUAAAGAAUGUUCUGUACUGUCCAGUCAUGGAAUAAUUGAAGAAGAAGAAGAAAGCCCAUCAGGUAAUGGUGCAGGUAUAAGAGUACAAGUUCAGGAAAUUGGCGAGGGGGUUAUUAAACAGAUUGAGAGGUUUAGAACGUGGAAUGGGAAAGAUUGGGAAAGGGAGAUGGGAGGUUUCCUCAUGCGAAGAGAUACGAGUGUCGGGAGAGAUAGUAUGAGGAGUGCAAAGUCUGGUUGGAGCAUGGGGAGUCAGGGGUCGAGACACACGGUUAGGAGUGUGGGGGUGGAGGUUAAGAGGUUGGAGGAUUUGGAGAGGAAAGGAGGCUUGGAGGAGGAGGUUGGACGGGAGGUGGAGGAGGUUAGAGGAGAUAGGGGAAGAGGAGUGGACAUGUUUGGAGAUGAGGAGGGGUUUGAGGGAUGGCUAAUGGAGGUGAGGUGAGAGGAAGAAGGUUGACUUUGGUUUGUGGAGGUGAGAUGGAAGUAAGUGGAAAGGAAUGCAAUUCUAGGAAGUGGUUUUAGUAAGGCAUGAAGGUAUGCUCGAACAUACAGUGAAGGUUGUAUUGAUGUAUUCAUUUUUUCAAGCUGGUUUUAUACAUAUAAGAAGAAGUAUUGGACCUAAGGGGACGGAUUAGAAUUGGUAUAGCUAG